Messenger RNA from Megalobrama amblycephala (Wuchang bream), 469 nucleotides. RefSeq names its product C-C motif chemokine 20-like. Bases 64 to 366 code for a protein of 100 amino acids. Gene Ontology annotation, cellular component: extracellular region. Gene Ontology annotation, molecular function: chemokine activity. The transcript has 4 exons. The record is from RefSeq and is a predicted model, not a curated record. Gene Ontology annotation, biological process: immune response. Lineage: Eukaryota; Metazoa; Chordata; Actinopteri; Cypriniformes; Xenocyprididae.
CAACACUGUUGCCAGUAUAUUCUCUCAGACACAACAAGUGAGAGUUGAAGAUCGACUGAGACAAUGGAGACACAAAGGAUCCUCAUGAGGAGUUUGGCUGUUGUGUUCAUUGCAUCUGUGAUCUGGACUAUAACAGAUGCACAACAGAAGUUUAGCAUAUGCUGUAAGGCCGUCUCCAGAGUAGAGUUUACUGAUCCAAUCAUCGGUUUCACGACGCAAGAACAAAGUCUUCCAUGUCUGAUGGCCGUCAUCUUUGAGACUGAACGAGGAAAGUUCUGCAUUGAUCCUAGCCAACCAUGGGUAAAGGAGAAAGUUAUGCAGUUUAUCAAAGCUCAAAGAAACAAACGCCAGACUUCCACGGCAUAACCAGCAUCAUCUAUCAGUGAGCACACUCAUGUGACAGGAUCUACCCAAUCAACUGAGAGCUCAUAAAUCAUGAACAUCUGAAAAUAAACUCAUAAUGAGAACA